AAUUCCAUAUAAAUGGUUUGGUCGAUAUGUGUAGGGCUAUCAGCAUCUAAUUGAUUUUCACGACACGGGUCUUGACGUAGUGAACGCUCCAUGCUUAUCAGGAAACAUAUCAGAAUGUUGACACCACAACUUCAUUGUGAAUCUAACGUUAUGUAUGGCAUUAGAUUCAAGGGCGAUGAUUACAAUGAGAAACUAUCUCUGCUGUUACUUCACAUGACUUCCAUCCAACUGUAACGAUGAUGACAUUUCACAAUGGUCAACGCAAACUGGUAUACGGCAUUAGGCUUGAUAACUGGUUUGAUGACAACGGUGAUAAUGUUUGACGCGUUGGGGUCACGUCAUACGGAACUACGGGAGGAAACACAGAGGAAAUACCCUAUAGGGACUUCUGGACAGAAAUAUCGUAAUUCAGGGAUCAGACUCCUGUGCUGGGUCCUCACACAGCCCUGCAACUUCGCAAACAAGACAAGAGCAGUCAAAGACACAUGGUCGAAGAGAUGCGACAUAACUUUAUUCUUUAGUUCAGUAGCCAACACUGAAAUACCCACAAUUAAGCUAGAUAUUCCGCAAGGACGUGAACAUCUAGCAGAUAAGUCGUUCGCAGUAUUGAAAUAUUUGUUCCAACAUUAUCACGAUAAAGCUGACUGGUUCUUCAAGGCAGAUGACGACACUUACGUAAUAGUAGACAAUCUACGUCACUUCCUUGGAAAGCAAAACACAAACGGACUUUUUUAUUAUGGUGAGGUUUUUGACAGAAAGAAGCAAGGCGUUUACAACAGUGGGGGUGCUGGCUACGCCCUCGGAAAAGAGGGUUUGAAAAGGAUCGCUUUAUAUAGCGAGGAUGUGGAUGCAUGUCAUCAAGCAGAAAGUGAAGAUGUAAGGGUGGGUGUGUGUCUCAAAACACUGGGCAUCGAUGUUGGGAAGGCAACGGACAGUUUUGGGAGGCCUAUAUUCAACUGGAACAAACCUAUAUCAAUUAUUCAGGGGAAUUGGCCGACGUGGGCGAUGGGGAUUACUUAUAUACAGUCGGGUGUAGAUGCUGUUUGUCCCGUGGCCGCGUCGUUUCACUAUGUUGGACCAUGUGCGAUGCGAAUCAUGGACUUCUUCUUGUAUAACCUGACCACUCAUGGAUAUGACAAACCACGGACAAGCAAUCUUGUCUAAUGUUCCAUGCAGGGUACACACUCAAGACCAACUACCCGAUGAUGAACACGGAGCGUUUAUCAUGGUGAACAAUGAAUAUUCCUUUGAAGAGGAAACGUGUGGCUUUAUAAGCCGGUUUGCUUUAGCUAGUCGAGGAACCCACCAAAUGACCACCCCCAGGGGAUCAUAUUGAUGCAGUUCCUACUAAGGGUUUUCGGAGGAAUAUGUUGAAAACCUUCAAUGGGUCUCCUGUUGCACAUAACAUGAACUAUCAACGAAUGUUUCAUAAUUGAACUUACAAUAUGAACACAAGUGGAUCAGAAUGCCACGUGACAUCAACCGUGAUUGAUGCAGUACCUACUAUAAGUCUGGAAGGUAAUUCAAGGUACUGACGUUUACUACAAUAUGUGAAAAACUAUCGGACCUACUCCAGUCAAAGUUGGUAUGAGAUUACGGGAAUCACGCACGUUGAGACGC
This is a messenger RNA of Haliotis rufescens (red abalone), 1620 nucleotides long. Its product is annotated as glycoprotein-N-acetylgalactosamine 3-beta-galactosyltransferase 1-B-like. Lineage: Eukaryota; Metazoa; Mollusca; Gastropoda; Lepetellida; Haliotidae. The coding region runs from base 253 to 1164 and encodes 303 amino acids. The transcript has 4 exons. Gene Ontology annotation, molecular function: N-acetylgalactosaminide beta-1,3-galactosyltransferase activity. Gene Ontology annotation, cellular component: membrane. The record is from RefSeq and is a predicted model, not a curated record.